This is a messenger RNA of Adineta ricciae, 1365 nucleotides long. NCBI's taxonomy places the organism in Eukaryota, Metazoa, Rotifera, Eurotatoria, Adinetida, Adinetidae. The record is from the annotation of a GenBank genome assembly.
AUGGCCGCCAUGAUGCCUAACAAUGAAAAUUUUAUUGAACAAUGGAAACUUCGUCGAACUAUUCAGUAUUUAUCAACACUACGUGGUCGCGGUACAUCCUUAGUUACCAUAAUUAUUCCUGCUCAAUCGCAGUUGUCCCGAACGAUGAAACUUCUUACUGACGAAUACAGUCUUUCAUCAUGUAUCAAAUCAUCUCAAACACGGCAUAACGUUCAACAAGCUCUGUCGACUGCUCAAGGUAAACUGCGUCUAUAUACACAAAAUACCUUGCCAGCCAAUGGUCUCGUUUUGUAUGCCGGCAUGGUCUAUGAUGAAGUUGAUCAUCGCGAAUCGAAAGUAUCCAUGUGCAUAGAACCAUUACAAUCUUUACAACACGGUCUAUAUCGGUGUGAAACACAUUUUAUUACUGAUUUUCUUCAAAAGCAAUUGAUGGAUAAUGCCAACGAUUUUAAUGCACGUCGAUAUGGCAUCAUCGUUAUUGAUGGUAACGGUUCGUUAUUUGCUCGAAUAGAUCCUCAACAAGGUACGACAGUUCUAAAACGCUUUCAAGUUAGUCUACCGAAAAAACAUGGUCGUGGCGGACAAUCGGCUAUGCGUUUCGAUCGGUUACGUCGAGAAGCUAUACAUAACUAUUUGAUGAAAGUAGCCGAUAGUGCGAAAUCACUAUUUUUAAACGCUCAACAACAUGGACUUGUCAAUGUCGAUGGAUUUAUUUUGAGUGGUUCAGCGAAUUUAAAACAUGAUCUGAUCAAAAGCGAUCUGCUUGGUUUACAAAUUCAAAAUAAGAUUCUUCGUACGAUCGAUAUCAGCUAUGGUGGUGAUAAUGGUUUACAUGAAACACUUCGUUUAUGUAAUGAUAUUUUCGCUGAUAUGAAACUAACACAAGAAAGACAACUGCUUGAAGAAGCCUUUUCCCAAAUCAAUUUGUCAUCAACGACAAACGAGAACAAUACUGUUUCGUAUACGAUUGGUGUUGCUGAAACAUCAUUGGUUCUUAAUGAAGGCAGUGGCCUAAUUGAUCGAAUCAUCGUUUGGGAAGAUCUGAAAACUAAACGUUACGUCUAUCAAAAACGUAAUAAAGAAAUUGUUGUUAUUAUUGCUGAUAAUGAACAAGAAGCACAAAAGAAAUUGAAAAUCGACGAAAAUGAACAGAUCGAAUGCAUUGACGAAACGAACUUUAUUGAUUAUCUAACUGAUCAUUAUAAAGAAUUGAACAUUCGGGUGCAUAUUGUCACAGAUCGAUCACCUGAAGGACAGCAAUUUCAACUUGGUUUCGGUGGAUGUAUCGCUAUACUUCGAUAUCCAGUAUCGACUGCUCUCUUUGAUUCUCUUAAUGAAAACAAUGACGACGGCUAUGAUUACUAA